This is a messenger RNA of Aspergillus campestris IBT 28561, 1950 nucleotides long. RefSeq lists its product as uncharacterized. The record is from RefSeq and is a predicted model, not a curated record. The annotation marks the transcript as partial. The transcript has a single exon. NCBI's taxonomy places the organism in Eukaryota, Fungi, Ascomycota, Eurotiomycetes, Eurotiales, Aspergillaceae.
AUGUCUUUUGAAUACUGCUAUUACCGCCCUAGCACGCCUCCCCGCGUGCCAUUGGGGGAGCUGCUUGGGACGGGGCACAGUCGACACGCCUCCGACUCAUCGAUAUACUCCAACGACUCUUCCCCCUGGUCUGCGGUCACCGCGACGACGAGCCCCGGAGGCGAGUCUCCUCCCCGCCACCAUCACGGACCCGCACUUCUGCCUAAGAUCCGCUCACAGGACGUGGUGAUUGAGCCGGUGUCCGCUGGUGGGCCGCAACGGCAACGCCUGGUGCUGUCGAACACCAGGAACCCGCCAGGAUUCCUGCAGUACCCGCCGAGUCGUCCAUCGAACCAGCAUACCGGCAUCGAGACCGGGGAUUGCUUCCCGGACGGCGUGCCGCUGGUGUCUCCUGUAUCCGUCCCGUCGCCCAUGUACGGGCCCCACAAGAGCUCAACGCUGUCGUCCCCAGUGAGCAUCACGCCGUCUCACAAGCGCAGGGCCACCUCUACUGGGCAUUCUCGCUCCCGCUCGAGUCCCAGUGUUGACGAGGAGACUCUCAAACGGUACGGCUACCCGACGUAUCGUCAGCUCCCCCACUACACGGACCAGGCGCAGAGCUCCCCCACCACGCCAGCCACCCCAGUGACUCCCAACAUCGUGGUUUACCCGCCCUACCAACAACCCUGCGGAGGGGAGCUGCAAGCCCCAAGGGUCCGACCAAGACGCCAGGUGCCGCUGGUCCUCCCAGGCUCCCCAUACAGCUACAACCCCAUCCCCAGCGCCCAAUGCUCCCCCCUCGGCAUCACCCAGCCAGCAGAAGCAAUAAGCCCGCACUCCACAACCCUCCUCUCCUACCUAACGGCCCCAACCCAAGCAAUCAACCUCGUCCGCAACGUCAGCGUCGUCCCAACCCGCGGCAUGCAUGACUACUUCUGGUGGGACAUCCGCAACCUGCGCAGCUGGACCUCCUUCUCCCUCUCCACAUUCAACGAGAUCAGCGGCCUCAUGAAACUUCUAACAACAACCAUCCCCUCCCACCUAACGCCCCACGUCCCCGUCCCCAGCACCCGCCUCUCGCCCGACUCCGAACCCUCUCUCAUAAACCUCAUUCAAGACAUCUACGCGCCCCGCGUGAACGCCGCGCUGGCAGUCUCCCAAGGCCCAGACCACCUCCGCCUCUACGCAGCCCCCAUCCCCCGCACAAUGGCCAACAGAAACUACGGCGGCCCGCACUUCCUCGCUAAUUACGCCUCGGACACCGAGCAGACGCUUGCUGGUCUUCCCCGAGGCCGCCUCGUCGGCAUCGCCAAGAGCUUCGACCGCUGGAACACCGGCAUGCGCAAUGAGGGACCCCACCGCCGAGUCGAGUACCUCAAGGGCCUGGCCCACCUCCAGCGCUGCAUGCGCGAGCACUCCUGCCGCUACGGCUUCAUCAUCACCGAGAUCGAGCUCGUCUGUGUGCGCGCCGGCUGCGACGCCGGCGACGACGUGCCCUACUUCGGCUUCCUGGAGAUCUCCGCCCCGAUUCCCACCAACACCGCUGCAACCACACAUCACGCCGACGCACCACCCAGAGGAAGCAGAGGCGGAAGCACACCUCCCCCAUACAACAACAGCUCACCAACCCCAUCCUCAAGCGACGACAGCUCCCUAGCCAGCCAAUCGCCCCUCCUCGACACCUACCCAGACAAUCCAGCCCCAUCAGGCCUCCCCGUCCCAAUGACAGCCAGCUUCGCGCUGUACUUCCUCCUAAUGCUCUCCAAGUCGGUGCCGCUGCCGUCUCAGCCAUCGUCGCAUCUCAACGUCGGCGGGCCGGGCGCACUCACCCGCCAGCGUAUUCUCCUCGACGGGAAGGAUAAGUGGAUCCCGGAGCCGCAGAUUGGGGAGAGGAGGGAUGCGAAGCGCGUUCGCGGGUGGGUGUGGCCGCAGGAUGCGUGGCAUCGGCGGGAGGGGGGUGGUGUGCCGCGG